UCAUUUAUUUCCCUUGCCAUCCACUAUCGAUCACACACUCAAAACACACUCACUGUGUGUUCCAACUUCCAAGAUCUUGAAGAACCCAAACCGAAAUACAAAAAAUGUCCGACUUUGAGUUCUUCCUCUAUGUAUCUCUUCUAAUUUCAACUCUAUUUCUCAUCUUGAAUCUUGCCAAAAAGAGAAAACACACCACUUCUUCUCCUCUCAUCAACCUUCCACCAGGAAACAUGGGUUGGCCGUUCAUCGGAGAAACCAUCGGUUACCUCAAACCCUACUCCGCCACCACCAUCGGAGCAUUCAUGGAACAACACAUAUCAAGGUUUGGAAAGAUAUACAAAUCAAACUUGUUUGGAGAGCCAACGAUAGUUUCAGUGGAUCCAGGUUUAAAUAGGUACAUAUUACAAAACGAAGGGAGAUUAUUCGAAUGUAGUUAUCCAAGAAGCAUAGGUGGAAUUCUUGGAAAAUGGUCGAUGUUGGUUUUGGUUGGUGACAUGCAUCGAGACAUGAGGCUUAUCUCACUUAACUUCUUGACCAAUGCAAGGCUCAAAACUCAACUCGUGAAAGAAGUCGAAAAGAACACUUUGUGGGUGUUAGAUUCUUGGCAAGAAAAUACAUCCUUUUGUGCCCAAGAUGAAGCCAAGAAGUUUACAUUCAAUUUAAUGGCGAAACAUAUCAUGAGUUUAGAACCCGGAAAACCAGAAACUGAACAACUCAAGAAAGAGUAUGUAACUUUCAUGAAAGGUGUGGUGUCAGCUCCUAUAAACUUCCCUGGAACUGCAUAUAGAAAAGCUUUAAAGUCAAGAGCAACGAUUCUUAAAUUCAUUGAAAUGAGAAUGGAGGAGAGGAUUCAGAAGCUACACGAAGGAAAUGACUUAGAGGGAUUAGAAGAUGAUUUACUUGGAUGGGUAUUGAAGAAUUCAAACCUUUCAAAAGAGCAAAUACUUGAUUUGGUUUUGAGUUUACUCUUUGCUGGUCAUGAAACGUCGUCGGUUUCAAUAGCGUUAGCCAUUUACUUCUUGGAAACUUGUCCAAAAGCCGUUCAUCAACUUAGAGAAGAACAUGAAGAAAUCGCCAAGAUGAAGAAGCAAUCGGGUGAGAAGGAUUUGACUUGGGAAGACUACAAAAAGAUGGAGUUUACGCAAUGUGUGAUUAAUGAGACGCUAAGAUUCGGGAAUGUGGUGAGAUUCCUUCAUAGAAAGGCUAUUAAAGAUGUGCGGUAUAAAGGUUAUGACAUUCCAUGUGGGUGGAAAGUGCUUCCAGUGAUCGCAGCCGUGCAUUUGGAUCCUACAAAUUUUGACCAGCCUCACCUUUUUGAUCCAUGGCGAUGGCAGGGUGCAACAUUGAUAUCGUCCAAUAACUUCAUGCCAUUUGGGGGAGGACCUCGGUUAUGCACAGGAUCAGAGUUAGCUAAAUUAGAGAUGGCGAUAUUUAUCCAUCAUUUGGUACUAAGAUAUCAAUGGGAAUUGACGGAUAUAGAUCAAGCUUUUGCUUAUCCCUAUCUUGAUUUUCCAAAGGGUUUACCAAUAAGAAUUCAUUGUUUGAAAUAGUACUAUUGAAAACAAAAUAGAGCAACGUCGACAAGAUCCAUAAUCAUCAAUGAUGGAUAAGGAAAGACUUCGUCAAAUCUUAUGUUUGGUGGGAGAGAAUCAAGAAAUGAAUGGCUCAAAAAUGUCCAUGUUGAUCUUGAAGGUGAAAGUUGCUUGGAGCUUUCGAAGGGGCCAGUUCUCAAUGCUUGAAUUUAGAGGAUUUUAAAUUAAGUUAUAAUAUUUUAAAAAAGUAUAGUACAAAUUAAAUAGGUAUUUUGCUCAUAUAUUAUAUUAAGUGUAGUUUUAACAUUUAAUAUUUACAUGAAAUUUUGCAUGCAAGUAUCAACAUCAAUUGCAUAAUUUUCUCCUC
This is a messenger RNA of Lactuca sativa (garden lettuce), 1899 nucleotides long. It is a transcript of the gene DWF4, whose product is annotated as Cytochrome P450 superfamily protein. The record is from RefSeq and is a predicted model, not a curated record. NCBI's taxonomy places the organism in Eukaryota, Viridiplantae, Streptophyta, Magnoliopsida, Asterales, Asteraceae. Gene Ontology annotation, molecular function: monooxygenase activity; heme binding; oxidoreductase activity, acting on paired donors, with incorporation or reduction of molecular oxygen. Gene Ontology annotation, biological process: multicellular organism development; brassinosteroid homeostasis; brassinosteroid biosynthetic process.